Molecule: messenger RNA, 891 nt
Organism: Exophiala viscosa
Lineage: Eukaryota; Fungi; Ascomycota; Eurotiomycetes; Chaetothyriales; Herpotrichiellaceae
Exons: 4
Coding region: 1-891 (296 amino acids)
Source: RefSeq, a predicted model, not a curated record
AUGUCUGUCAACACAACUAACAAGCAGUAUGCCACUGCUACCACAGCUGCCACAUCACUCUCAGAGAAACAACCCGAUCAAUCAUCCGGUAGCAGCGGUACUCAUGGCGCAGCAUACGUAAAGUACUGCAACACGCUUGGAAUGGACGUAGAAAAGGGCACGACCUCCUUCGACGAGCGCAUCCGUCGCGACUAUCGCUUGCACACAAUUCAAUAUUGGAUGGUUGCCUCCUUAGCCAACGGCAUGCUCUGGGCCCAGAUCAUCAUCGGCGCCGCCAUCACAGCUCUCGGUGCAUCUCACGCGCCAGGCUCCAAAACGGCCACGAUCUUCCUGGGGGCCGCCAGCACCGUCAUCGCCGGCUUUCUAACGUACUUCAAGUCGCGAAGCCAACCGAAUCGAUCGCGGCAAUUCCGUCAAGCACUAAGAAAGGUCCGCAAUAAAAUGGAUGAAACAGCAAAUCAACUCGACGAGACCACAACCCCAGAAGAAGCACACGCCCGCGCCUUGGAAAUCCUGAAACUAUACGACGAAGCCAUCGCCGAAGCUGCAGCAAAUUACCCCGACCUGUGGGUCACGGUCAACGACAUGCGGAAGUACUUGCACAGCACUAGCAACAGCAACCAGACCUCAGACUCUGACUCGAACGCACCGGUCCCCGAUGCCAUGGACGCCGUAGUCAAGCCUGAUAUCGUUGCGCCACCAACACCACCACAAAUAGCCCCAACAGCGCCGCAGCCCGCUGCAGAACCAUCUGCCACCAACACCACGGCCGAACCUCCCCCAGAAGCUUUGUCGACGCAGAAUGGGGGCGCAGCGAACUCACCACUGAUAUACCAUGGAACACUCAAUUCCCCCGCCGUCUCUGAUGGGUCCCAUCCCCAGCCUUCGUAG